Molecule: messenger RNA, 1483 nt
Organism: Phytophthora nicotianae INRA-310
Lineage: Eukaryota; Oomycota; Peronosporomycetes; Peronosporales; Peronosporaceae
Exons: 7
Coding region: 1-1449 (482 amino acids)
Molecular function (GO): protein binding
Source: RefSeq, a predicted model, not a curated record
AUGGACCCGCAGACAGCUGAAGCUGGGGAGGCUUACCUCAAUUCCAUGGGAUUUCGAUCGCUCAUUGAGUGGAUGACGGCUGAGGCGCUUCUAUCUCGACCUGAUGAUCCGCUCACUUUCCUCCAGGCUUUGCUACAGGAAAAGAUCGGAGAGAGGAAAAGUGGUGAGAAGUUCCAGCCAGAACACACGCUGGCCUACAUCAAGCAAUGCUACGCUGCAGCAAGUGCUUCAGCUGAUGAGAAUGGGCGGAUUCUAGUCAAGCCUCGAAAGUUUGCACCUCCACCUGCAAACAAUGCGCCAACCCCCCAACAAGGCAACGACCCAGCGCUGGUUCACCGAUUAUCCAAGAUGGAGCAGGUCAUUCAAGCUUGCCGCAUAAUCGGUUCAGAGCUUGACCCCACGGAAGCAACCAAGAUCAUCAUUAAGCAAGCAUGCGCGGUUUUGAAUGCUGAGAGAGCGACACUCUUCAUUUAUGAGCGAGUCACGGAUAUGCUCGUUCUGAAGGUGUCUGAGGGUGCCACAGAUAUUCACGUUCCAUUCGGGAAGGGAAUUGCUGGCACCGUGGCUGCUACUGGCAAAGCAAUGAAUAUUUCGGACGCUUACACCGAUCCGAAUUUUGAUUCGCAGUACGACCAACGCAAUGGCUACCAAACUCGGUCGAUGUUGUGCGUACCAGUCCGUAACGGUGCAAACAACAUUGUCGGAGUCAUGCAGGUUCUUAACAAGAUAGCCGUCGACAAGAAGGCAUUUUUCAGUGAUGAAGAUGAGGAAUUCCUGACGAUCCUAGCAGCUCAGGCAGGCGUGGCGCUCAACAACGCCGACACUCACACUGUUGCCUGUAUUGCUCGCGAAAGAGUCAAAGACGUACUGAGCAUCGUGCAAGAUAUGCACCGUGAUCUGGGCUUCAUUUCGCUCAUGUUCACCAUUUCGACGCGUGUGCAAAGGUUCGUUAACUCGGAUCGCUGCACUCUUUACAUUGUGGAUCGAGCCAAGAAUGAGCUCUGGACUUUACAAGGUGAGGUGAACAUUCGUGUGCCGAUCAAUCAAGGUAUCGCAGGUGCAGUAGCGAUGAAUAACGAAGCGAUUAACCUUGAGAAUGCCUACGAUGAUCCGCGAUUCAACAAGGAUUUCGACCAAAAGCUUGGCUACCAGACGCGAAGUGUGCUCGCUAUGCCUCUUCGCAAUGGAUCAGGCGAAGUCAUCGCGGUCGUUCAGCUUAUCAACAAGCUGGAUGCAAGUGGUGUAUUCUCAACGGACGAUGAAGAACUACUAGGCACUUUCUUACAGAUCGCCGGGCCGAUCCUUUUCAAUUCACACUCGCAUCUCAAGAUUGCAUCAUCGCAAAAUAAAGAAGAGGUUGGGACAGAGUUCACGGGGAAAAGUACACGCGGAGGUCAAGAGAUAGUGGAGAUGAACGUCAUUUCAGAAAAUGAUGAGGAAGAAGCGUAAAUGCAGCAUGCAGUUAAUAAAAAAAAACUAUUUA